UCUCUCUCCCCUCUCUCAACAUUCCUUUCCUUCCAAUCUAAGCCUUGUAUAGCAAUAUAUAACCACAAACACACUACAAAACUGCAGCCUCUCCCCACAAAACAUGAGCUCAGUCUGCAUAUCAAACUGUGUCAACGGUACACGAGACCCCCGCGUGCCAGUACGUGCCACCUAUGUGAACCUCUACAAGUGGCCGGAAUCCGAUGCAGAGUUCAUAAAGUCUGUCCAGCGAGUAAGGCAGGGUUUGCAAGGCCAAACAAGGGUGGUGGACAGCAUAUCCUGCAGGCAAAUGUAUGUUAGGAGCUACACGUUCUCAAGGAAGGAGAGUGUGCCACAGAAGACGAAGAAGUGCUUGGGUAGAGUGAAAGAGAAGGUGGCUAAUCAUGGAAAGAAGAAACAAGAAGAGGGCCGGAUAAGGAAGUGUUUGGUGUUUAGGAAAGUGAAAGAAUUUUCUUGCGGUGCUUUGUUUAGGAUCUUUCACAGGUUAUUGUCUUGUGGUGCUAGUGUAGAUGUGGUUGAUCAAAAAGAUUUACAUUAAUUUUAUUAAAUUUAUGUUUUAAGGUAUGCUUUUAUGUUAUGCGUAUAUAUAUAUAUAU
Messenger RNA from Hevea brasiliensis (rubber tree), 596 nucleotides. RefSeq lists its product as uncharacterized. Bases 104 to 538 code for a protein of 144 amino acids. The transcript has a single exon. NCBI's taxonomy places the organism in Eukaryota, Viridiplantae, Streptophyta, Magnoliopsida, Malpighiales, Euphorbiaceae. The record is from RefSeq and is a predicted model, not a curated record.